Molecule: messenger RNA, 1203 nt
Organism: Mesoplodon densirostris (Blainville's beaked whale)
Lineage: Eukaryota; Metazoa; Chordata; Mammalia; Artiodactyla; Ziphiidae
Gene: PPIE
Product: peptidylprolyl isomerase E
Exons: 10
Coding region: 17-922 (301 amino acids)
Biological process (GO): protein peptidyl-prolyl isomerization; protein folding
Cellular component (GO): intracellular membrane-bounded organelle
Molecular function (GO): peptidyl-prolyl cis-trans isomerase activity; RNA binding
Source: RefSeq, a predicted model, not a curated record
AGAGUGCGGGAGCAAGAUGGCUACUACCAAGCGGGUACUGUACGUGGGUGGACUUGCAGAGGAGGUGGAUGACAAAGUUCUUCAUGCUGCUUUUAUCCCUUUUGGAGACAUCACAGAUAUCCAGAUUCCUCUGGAUUAUGAAACAGAAAAGCACCGAGGAUUUGCUUUUGUUGAAUUUGAGUUGGCAGAGGAUGCUGCAGCAGCUAUCGACAACAUGAAUGAAUCUGAGCUCUUUGGACGGACAAUUCGUGUCAAUUUGGCAAAACCCAUGAGGAUUAAGGAAGGCUCUUCCAGACCAGUUUGGUCCGAUGACGACUGGUUGAAGAAGUUUUCUGGGAAGACUCUUGAGGAAAAUAAAGAGGAAGAAGGGUCAGAGCCUCCCAAAGUGGAAACCCAGGAGGGAGAGCCCGCUGUAAAAAAGGCCCGGUCAAACCCUCAGGUGUACAUGGACAUCAAGAUUGGGAACAAGCCAGCAGGCCGCAUCCAGAUGCUCCUGCGUUCAGACAUCGUUCCCAUGACAGCAGAGAAUUUCCGCUGCCUGUGCACGCAUGAGAAGGGCUUUGGCUUCAAGGGCAGCAGCUUCCACCGCAUCAUCCCCCAGUUCAUGUGCCAGGGCGGCGAUUUCACCAACCACAAUGGCACUGGGGGCAAGUCCAUCUACGGGAAGAAGUUUGACGAUGAAAACUUUAUUCUCAAACACACGGGAACAGGCCUGCUCUCCAUGGCCAACUCUGGCCCAAACACCAACGGUUCCCAGUUCUUCCUGACAUGUGACAAGACGGAUUGGCUGGACGGCAAGCACGUGGUAUUUGGCGAGAUCACGGAAGGCCUGGAUGUCUUGCGGCAGAUUGAGGCCCAGGGCAGCAAGGACGGGAAACCCAAGCAGAAGGUCAUCAUCUCCGACUGCGGGGAGUACGUGUGAGAGGGCAGCUGUCAGCCCGGGGAACCGGCAGCCCAGGUGUCCCGUUUGCAGCAAGCAGGGCUUUGUGUCCUGGCCCUUCCUUGGGGUCAGCAUGGGGCAGCUCCUCUGCAGGCACGGCCUGGGCCGCCUCUGGCUCUUCCCCAAGUGAGGCCGUGAGCCAGGGUGCUGCCCUCCGCACCGUGGACGGCUGUGCGUGCCCUUUCCAGGCCAGGGCCUCUCCUGGGCCCACCUGUGUGGAUCCUAGACGUUUUCUUCCGGUAAAAUAAAUUCUAGCUUUUGAA